Messenger RNA from Paecilomyces variotii, 1639 nucleotides. RefSeq lists its product as hypothetical. The transcript is spliced from 3 exons. The coding region runs from base 1 to 1395 and encodes 464 amino acids. The record is from RefSeq and is a predicted model, not a curated record. NCBI's taxonomy places the organism in Eukaryota, Fungi, Ascomycota, Eurotiomycetes, Eurotiales, Thermoascaceae.
AUGGCGCUAAUGGACGCGUACCAGAGCGUAAAAUCAUCAUGCGGUUCUCCUCACCUGCCGGUUCCAUUGACACCUAGUCGGAACCAGUUUCUGGGAAGCCCUGGUCCGACUAUUCCUCAAACUCCCAGACAGUACGGUGUGAUGGUUCGUGACUACGAACAGCUGCAAGGUACACAUCAAGCAACGCUGCGGCAGCUUGAACAAGCACAAAUCGAACUCGAUGAUGCUCGGAAAACGAUCAGAAGGAACAACGACACCAUUCGUCGUCUCCAGAGUCAGAUCUCCGAGCUCGAGGAAACCAUCCAGAGACAGAAGAUCACCAUUAGCAAUCAGAGCAAGACUAUAUCUGAUCCAAAGUCGAAGCGUCCAGCAAGUGUUCCGAUGACCCCCCUUCGUCAUGGAUCUCAAGAGAGCCCAUUUGGGAAUGUUAGAGGACAGCCUUCGAUUUUCGACCAGACUCCCCCGAAAUUUGAACUCCCAGUGGACGCUCCGACCUCUGGUGGGAGUACGGGUUCAGCGGCACAUCAGCAACUGAGGCUUUCACCGGCACCUGAUGGUGCAACUUCGUUCAUGAGCACUCACUCCUUUCCGCACCUCGAUUACAAUCGUAUUUCUACUGGAUUUGUCUCGAGAUUUCAGGAACUUUGGCGGAAAUCUGAGGUUUUCGGCCAAGUUCAUGCAAACUUGCCGGACGUCAGAAAGGACAGCAAAGUUGAUCAAAGGGUCAAAAACUAUCUGAUGGUCAUUUCCGACACUCACGGUGCAUUCAACCUGCUAGGUACCGAUGACACCCGCUUCCACCUGGUUGCUAAAGCAAUCAACUUCUACCUCGUGCGUGAAGUGCUCAAGAUUACCGUCGUGAAGGGGUUCGAUUCAGUGACCGACUCCGAGAUUGGUCAGAUCAAGAAGCAACUGUUCCCAGACACCCCCGUGACCGUGAGGAACAUGAUGCAUAUUGCAACAGCGAAUCAGGUGAAUAACGUCAAACGGAAGGCUGGGUUCUCAGAGUUUACACGAAGGCGCAUCAACGAGCGCACUGAGAAGCUGUGGCAGCUUAUCGGACCCCUUACCUACGAAGGAGGUCCUAAUGCCUGGUCUGACCUUUUCAAUAUUGUGUCAGAAGCCCACGGUCUGUCGCUGGAUAUGUUCUCGGCACUGUUUGAAUAUAAACUGGAGUUCCCAGUGAACAACGACACUUUUGACCAAACAACAAUGGUUAAUCGGGACACAGUCAUGAAAGGAGAUCCAGCUGUUUUAAUGAGAAAUGGAGCGCGCGUUAGGCUUGGGAUCACGCCCAUAAUAAAGAUGCGGCACAAUUCUGGUUCUUCAUCGCAGAUCCAGCUCAUUCACCUGGGCAAUGUUCUUCUGAAGCCAGCUCCUAGACCACAAAGCUAGGCUUACUUGUUUAACAGAAGAACGAUGUUGUUUAAAUCAAGUUAUCUUUUCUUUUCUUCAAUGUCAGAUCUCGGCCGAUAGAUGAUAACAAUGUAAACUGAAUAUCCCAUAACCUAUGCCAAACAUUCUGAAGGCCUUCAUAUGCAUCUGAAUAGAUGCUUGAGGGAUAAAAGUGCUAUUUCCUUUCUCGGGCCUUUGUGCCUUUUUGCUCUAUCGCAGCGUGACGAGACUACAUGUUGUUUCA